AUGGCGCUCAACGGCCCGGGUGUCUAUCACCGCACCCGAGAGCAUGAACAAGAAGACGCCUCAAACAUCACCAAGAACAUCCUCGCCGAAUCAUGGAAAUCAUGGCCCAACGAAGCCGCUUUCGACCGUCUUGAAGAACAUCGCGGCCCUCUUCGACUAACUCUCAAAGGCACCAUCCCCUCAUGGGCAGCUGGUUCUCUCUACCGCACUGGUCCCGGCCAAAGUCGCGUUGAAGAUACGGCCCGCGGCACACACUUCACAACACACUGGUUCGACGGCUUCGCACAAACUCAUCGCUUUGACAUCGUCCCCUCUGAGGGUGGCCAGACACAAGUGUGGUACUCGUCGAGACGACAGGCUGAUGAGUGGAUUGCUGAUGUAAAGAAGAAAGGGUGGCGAUCUGGCAUGACGUUUGGGCAAAAGGCGGAUCCGUGUGUUGGGAUCUUUGCGAAAAUGAUGACUGUUUUUGAGCCCAAGUUGGGGAAUCAUAAUGUUGCGCUUCUGGCGAAUGUUCCUGGUGUGCCGGAGGAUGAGAAGGCGGAGGAGUCGAACGGAGUGACGGGCCCUCUUGGACAUCGUGUGAACACGGGUAAUCUGUUUGUUUCGACAGAUUACACUGGAAUACGCCGCAUCGAUCCUUCAACACUUGAACCAUUAGGCGAGACCACGCAAUAUGAUCUUCACCCUUCUCUCAGCGGACCUUGCUCCUGCUCCCACGCCCAGCGCGAUCCCGAUACUGGAGACCUAUUCAACUUCAACCUAGCAUUUGGCCGAGUUCCAACAUAUCGCAUAUUUCGAGUGGACGCUGCUUCAGGAGAGACAGAGAUCCUCGCCACAAUCUCCGAUCUCAACGUCCCGCCCGCAUAUAUGCACAGUUUCUUCCUCACAGAGAACCACGUUGUGAUAUGCAUACCAGCAUCGCACUACGCGUGGAGAGGACUCAAGACACAAUGGGAGGGAAACAUCAUUGAUUCAAUGAAGCCAUUCGAUAAGGAGAGGAAAUGCAAGUGGCUAGUUGUUGAUCGACGACAUGGAAAGGGGCUUGUCACAACGUUCUCAACACCCGCUGGCUUCUUCUUCCAUAGCAUCAAUGCUUUCGAGGAAAAGUCCGAAGAUGAAGAUGGAAAUGAACAUACAGAUCUCUUCUUUGAUAUGGCUAAGUAUGAGAACAUGGACAUCAUCAAGGGCUUCUACUACGAUGUUCUCAUGGAUCGCAACGACUCUACGAAGAAAUAUUGGUUCGAGAAUGAUCGGUACAAGAAUUGUGCGCCGACUCUCACAAGAUACCGCUUUAGAAUACCCCCGACACCAACACCAGAUACAACAGUCUCCUCCAGCGCAGAAGAAGUCCUCGCUAUUCCAAGUCCACACGCCGGCGAGCUCCCAAGUAUUCACCCCCUACGCAACGGCAAACCCUAUCGCUACGUCUACAGCGCCUCACUGCGCGGUCUAACAACCUCCGUCGACGCGCUGGUCAAGACAGACUUAAAAACCAGCGAAGCACUCAUCUGGACAGGACCUGAAGGACAUACCCCUGGCGAGCCCGUGUUUGUGCCGAGACCUGGAGCGGAGGAAGAAGAUGAUGGGAUUAUCUUCAGUCUGGUGGUUGAUGGAGUUAAUGAGACGGCGUAUAUACUGUGCUUGAAUGGCAAGACGAUGGAGGAGAUGGGGAGGGCAGAGGCUGAUUUUGCGAUUGGGCAGGGAUUUCAUGGUAUUCAUUUGCCAGCUGCUUAG
Fusarium redolens is the source of this 1734-nucleotide messenger RNA. RefSeq names its product carotenoid oxygenase. Gene Ontology annotation, biological process: carotene catabolic process. The transcript has 2 exons. The record is from RefSeq and is a predicted model, not a curated record. Bases 1 to 1734 code for a protein of 577 amino acids. Gene Ontology annotation, molecular function: carotenoid dioxygenase activity. Lineage: Eukaryota; Fungi; Ascomycota; Sordariomycetes; Hypocreales; Nectriaceae.